AUGAAGAAAUCUCAUUUGCCAAAAGAUAUACAUAAGACAUAUGACACGAUCUUCAGCAUCGCGCAUGGUAACAACUUCAUUCCCGGUGCAGUAGAAGAAGAGUUGAGGAACAACGAUCAACAUAUCUUGCCGCAGUGGUUCUUUGAACAUCCCAGUAGUAAAACGCUAGAAUACAGUGAUGAACUCGCCGCUAUGAGAUAUACAAGAGGCUACAAUUUCGCGUCAGACACAAGGCGCUUCAGACCUUUUCCAGCACUAAAACACGAGAUCAUUACACACGCAAACAUCAUCAAACCCUUCGUCCCUGAUGUGCGAACCGAUUCGUACUUCAACAUGACAAAGUCGAAGAUGAUUGACUGGGGAGUUACCCUAUCGCCCUCAGAAGUGACAACACAACACAUCAGCAAGAUAUUUGACAGCCUCACGCAUAAUAAACGUUCCAUCAACCAGAGGAUCUACGGACCUGUUAAGAACAACCCAAUCGCAGUAUCGAUUGAGGUAAAAGUCACAAGCGGAUCACUUGAACAAGCAAGAGGACAAUUAGGACUUUGGACAGCGGCAUGUCAUCGACGGAUGAUUCUGCCUCGCAAGAGCGAGGAGGAGAUUAUUGCAGUGCCGCUUGUUAUGGUUAUGGAACAUCAGUGGAAACUAAUUUUUGCUGUUGGUCGAGGAGAUGCAAUUGAUAUUGUUGAGGAUAUAAGAAUGGGUGAUACGAGAAAUUUGCCAGGAUUAUAUCGCAUCAUUGUAGUCUUGAGAGAAUUGGCCAUCUGGAUAGAGAUGGACUAUCUUGCUUCGUUGGAUAGUUGGCUUGGUCUUGUACCUCCUCCGGAUACUGCGGCUGAAUUGUAG
This is a messenger RNA of Fusarium venenatum, 849 nucleotides long. RefSeq lists its product as uncharacterized. Lineage: Eukaryota; Fungi; Ascomycota; Sordariomycetes; Hypocreales; Nectriaceae. The record is from RefSeq and is a predicted model, not a curated record.